AUGUCACUUCCAUGUGAAGGAGCAGGAACUGGGAAACUGCCAGUUCAGCAGUGGAUCACCUGGGACUGGCUCAUGUGCUCCAUGCAGCUGCUCUGUGCCCUGGCUGGCCCCACACACCUCUUCCUGCCCAGCCUGGUGCUGUACAUGGCCAAGAUCCUGCCGGGUAACUACUGCUUCCCGGAGAGCCUGAUGGGGAUGCAGGGAGCCAUCAGCAGGCCAUCAAGAGUUGGGAGAGCCUGGGCACCUCAGACACUUGCCCACGUCCUGACGGCGGACGGAGUGUAGAGCUCCUUGAAGGACCCCCGCCUGGUCACCUCCUAUGAGCCCAUGGCAAGUCCCAGUACUCACCAACUUCACACAGAGGAACUGCUUGUCUGGCUACAGAACAUCCGCCAUGAUGUUCUGGAGGGCGACGUGGUCCUGCGGGUGGACGACAUCCCGAGCCAGGAGGUGGUGAGCAAGCUCGGGGGCUUCCUGGCGGCCGGCGUCCGGAGGGAGCUCAGGGGCACUGCAGGGGGGGGCCACAUUUCUGGCAUCCCCUACACCAUCUCCUACCUGCACCCAGGAAACCCGGCCCUGCACCUGGACGCCAUCUAUGACCACCACACCCCCCCCCCCAAUACAACCACCGAGAGGGACCUGCCCCAGGUCCUGGGGGUGGGGGGGAGCAGGUACACUGCCCACAAGGACGUGGUGGUCCUCACCAGCGGCUGCACCGCCCGAGUAGGGAGGACACCGCGCACAUCCUCAGCGGCGCGGGGCCAUCGUGGUGGGCAAGCAAACCGGGACCUAGGCCUCCUGACCCGGAGGCUAGGGCAGCCCCAUUUUCUCCUCGCUGUGCCCGUGUCCUGGCCCCGGGGGCCCUGGGCGGGGGUAGCCCGCUGUGGGAAGGCAGUGGGUGCUGCCUGUGUGGACACGCCAGCUGGGCAGGCCCUAGAGGAGGCCCUGCGGGAAAUAGCGCUGGGGACCGCGUGCCGGCCCUGCGACCGCGUGGAGUUCUCCACUGUGGCUCCCAGGAGGGCCGGGUUGCUCAGCGCCGGUCUGCAGGCUGUGUCCCAGGACCCCAGGCUCCGGGUGCGGAGGGCCGGGUUGCUCAGCGCCGGUCUGCAGGCUGUGUCCCAGGACCCCAGGCUCCGGGUGCGGCCCUGGGGCCCCAACACCUCCGCGGGGCCUGAGCCUGGGGCUGUCCCCGCUCUGCCCCCGCGCUGCCCGCAGCGAUGCCGGAGAAGUUUCCCGGCGGCCCUGGAGGACUCCGGGUCCCAGGGGUCCAUGCUGCGGGGCCAUGAGGUCUGCCUGACCGCAACACCAUCAUCACUCGGGAGCACUUCCGCCUCCCUCCGGGGGCUCCUGGGCUCCAGGCGCGAGGUGUAACUGCUCACCAGCCACCUGCUGGCCAGGGCCACCAAGGAGCUGGCCGUCCUGCAGUCGCCAGGCUGGGCCACGCUGCUGGGCGAGAUCCCUGUCACCGGCGGCCUGGCGCUCACCGUGCCCCUGCGCACCCUCAUCAACAACCGCAGUGAGCUCUGGCUGGGGUGCGGCGGCCCCGAUGGCAUCGGGCUGGCCGAGGAGGCCCUGCACAGGGCCCAGGAGGUGCUGGCAUUCCACCGGGGCCUGGGGCCUGGUAAAGGGCACGUGUGUCUGCUGGAGGCUCACUAAGCACAGCCUGUCGGGCAGAUAGACCUGCUAUGAGCCAAGCUGGCCAGAGCCUACCGCACAGCCAUGGACCUGGAGUCCAUGGCUUCCCAGCUCACGGCUGACCUGUAAGAGGUGUCUGUCUGGAGACUACCAUGCUCUGCCAUGGCUGAGCUGGAGACCAUGAGCAUCAGGCCUCAGCUGAUGCUGCUGGUGUGGCAAGGCUGGUGGGCACGGCCAGCCAUGCUGGUCAUCGAUCUGCGCUACAACCCUGGCAGCUACUCCACGGAGGGGCUGCUCUGUUCCUAUUUUCCUGAGGCAGAGCCCCGCCAGUACCUCUACUCUGUCUUUGGCAGGGCCACCUCCAGGGUCACAGAGGCGGCCCUUCCCCAGGUGACUGGUCAGCGUUACACCCACAAGGACCUGCACAUCCUGAUGAGCCACACCAGCAGGUCAGCAACGAAGGCUUUUGCUCACACCAUGCAGGACCUGUGGCAGGCCACCGUCAUAGAGCCCACAGCUGGAGGGGCUCUCUCUGUGGGCAUCUCCCAGGUGGGCAGAAGUCCCUUAUAUGCCUCCAUGCCCACGCCAAUGGCCCUGAGCGCCAGCACUGGCGAGACCUGGGUGGCAGGAGGAGAGCCUGACAUCACCGUGCCCAUGAGCGAGGCCCUCUAUGCCCGGGACAUAGCGGGCCUGCACGCCAAGGUGCCCCCUGUGCUGCAGACCGCCGGAACGGUCAUGGAUAACUAUGCCUCCCCUGAGGUGGCUGCCAAACCGAGCCAUCUGGAGAGCUGUUAUUCGAGGGUGACCUCUGAAGGGGCGCUGGCUGAGACUGGGGCUGACCUGCAGGUGCUGUCUGGGGGCCCACACCUGAAAUCAGCCCAGAUUCCUGAGGAUCGUGCCCAUGCAGAUCCUUCCAACCACAAGCCUGAGCUCUGUGAUGGAGGCCCCACCAGAGGGCUGCAAGCUGCAGCUCAAAUGAAGAAAUCCGGAAAGUGA
Messenger RNA from Myotis davidii, 2631 nucleotides. It is a transcript of the gene RBP3, whose product is annotated as retinol binding protein 3. Gene Ontology annotation, molecular function: serine-type peptidase activity. Lineage: Eukaryota; Metazoa; Chordata; Mammalia; Chiroptera; Vespertilionidae. The record is from RefSeq and is a predicted model, not a curated record. Gene Ontology annotation, biological process: proteolysis.